Nerophis ophidion (straightnose pipefish) is the source of this 2059-nucleotide messenger RNA. RefSeq names its product hydroxycarboxylic acid receptor 2-like. Gene Ontology annotation, cellular component: membrane. Gene Ontology annotation, molecular function: G protein-coupled receptor activity. The transcript has a single exon. NCBI's taxonomy places the organism in Eukaryota, Metazoa, Chordata, Actinopteri, Syngnathiformes, Syngnathidae. Bases 139 to 1113 code for a protein of 324 amino acids. The record is from RefSeq and is a predicted model, not a curated record. Gene Ontology annotation, biological process: G protein-coupled receptor signaling pathway.
CAGAAGCGAGGGGCUUCCUGUGCAGGUUGACACCAGAAGACACCAGAGUUAACUUCUCAUUCAGACAUUUGCCUCCCCAGCAGGCAGACACGCCUCAAAAGGUCUGACUUCCUCAAAUCGGCAGCGGGCCAGCCCGACAUGCACUGCAACUUCACGGGGACGCUGCUGGUCGGCGUGCUCCCCGCGCUUUUGUCCAUCGAGUUCAUCUUGGGGGCCCUGAGCAACGGCAUGGCCCUGUGGAUCUUCUGCUUCCACCUGCGGCCCUGGAAGAGCAGCACCGUGCUGCUCUUCAACCUGGCCAUGGCCGACUUUCUGCUCAACAUGAUCCUGCCCCUCCGCGCCAGCUACUACAGCUCGGGCGUCAAGUGGGGAUUCGGGGAGACGCUCUGCAACAUCUCGCAGUUCAUGCUGGCCCUGAACCGCACGGGCAGCACCCUCUUCCUGAUGGCCGUCGCCUUGGACCGCUACAUCCGCGUGGUGCACCCGCACCACUUCGUCAACUCCCUCAGCCCCUCGAAAGCGAUGUGCGGGGCGGCGGCGCUCUGGCUGAUCACCGUCUGCAUGACCGCCAAUACCUUGACCCUGCAGAACUUGCGCUCGGACUACUGUGAGAGCUUUCUGGUGGAAACCGUGGCCAAGGGGAACCGGCUGUGGCACAAAUUCAACUUUCUCUUCUCCUGCUGGAUGCCGCUCCUCGUCAUCCUGUUCUGCACCGUCCGCAUCAUCGUCCAGCUGAGAGGCCGGCAGCUGAGUCAGCACGGGAAGAUCAAGAAGGCCCUGUGGUUCAUCACCGUUGUGGUGGUGGUGUUCACCAUUUGCUUCUUGCCCAGCAACAUCACGCAACUCGUUAUAUGGAUCAAAACCCAAGAGGCCCUCAAGACCAUGUCGGCGCCUGAGGUGUGCGUCGCCAUGGACAACCUGACCGUGGUCUUCUACAUGACCGUCAGCCUCACCUACCUCAACAGCGCCCUGGACCCCAUCAUCUACUACUUCUCCAGUCCCACCUUCAAGAGCAUCUGCAGAAAGGUCCUCCAGCUGCCGCAGGCCGACACCAUCGACACCACGGAGAGGUGGACCCGGGAGACCGGAUCGCACUCGUGCAGUCAGAUUUAGAAAGCGAAAAUAAGAAUUCUUGAAACACUUGUCAUAAAAUGUUUCAUGUCAAGGAUUAAUGUUGCCUGCACUUUCACGGUGUUUCUGCUUAUCUGGACAAUAAAAGCACAACGGGUCUUGUGUUUAGCCAAAUUAUAUUCGGAUAUUCUUCACAUUUGUGCUUACGAAAUGUCAAGAUAUUUUCAGUUCAAUACAUUUUGCUACAAAACAUUUGUCCCAUCUAAAUGUCCUGAUAGCCCAAUCAUUACUGAAUUAUUUCAAAGGGACAUAUUUGUUUUCCUUUUUUUUUUCAUGUGCAAAAAGUCAAAAAAUUGAUGGAAUUCUAUUUAAAAAUGCUAAAAAUAGUUUCAUUUAUAAAAAAAUCGACUAUUGACUGAUGUGAAUAUUUUUUGAGUGUCACAGGCAAUUUUUUUUAGACACAGUAUACUUAUAUAUUUUUAAAAUAUCAUUCAAUCACAGGUUAUUUCAAUCACAAAAUGUUUCAAAGGGCUGCACAAACCACAACAACAUCAUCGGAUGUGAUCCCACAUCAUAUAUUUUUAUUAUUUGCAAUUAUAUAUAUUUAUUUUUUAUGUUUCCAAUAUGUCACACUUUUAUCAUUUUUAUUUUGCAAUUAAUUUUUUUAACAUUUUAUUCGACUCUUAUUACCGUAUUGCUUUUGCACUAUCUUGUUUAGUUCGUUCAUUGUUAAUGUUCUUUCUUUUUUUUGUUUUUGUUUUAUGCUCUAUGCUUUCUAACCUGUAAAGCACUUUGGUUCAAUUUAAAAAUGUUUCCCAUCUAAAUGUCCUGAUAGCCCAAUCCUUACGGAAUGAUUUUACAGGGACAUAUUUGCUUUCAUUUUUUUUUCUUUUAUGUGCAAAAAGUCAAAUAAAGUUGGUGGAUUUCAUUUUAAAAAUGUUCUAAAUAGUGUAAUUUAUAAAAAUAAUAAUAAAUAAAUCGACUAUUG